Messenger RNA from Pseudocercospora fijiensis CIRAD86, 852 nucleotides. RefSeq lists its product as uncharacterized. The transcript has 2 exons. The coding region runs from base 1 to 852 and encodes 283 amino acids. The record is from RefSeq and is a predicted model, not a curated record. Gene Ontology annotation, cellular component: 90S preribosome; nucleus. Lineage: Eukaryota; Fungi; Ascomycota; Dothideomycetes; Mycosphaerellales; Mycosphaerellaceae.
AUGGCCGACUCAGACUCCGAUCAGGCGGGUAUACCGCUCAUAGAAGAUCUCUCAGACUCUCCAGAGCCCCAACCCUCCAAGUCCAGCAAGCGAAAGCGCGACGCGGACGAUGCCGACAUCGACAGCAAGAAAGCAGCCAGAAAGGCGAGACGGAAACUCAAGAAGCCGAAAGAUGUCGACGAUGAUACCCUGGACAGCGUGCUCGGAAUCAGCAAGGCCAUUGGAUACAUGGAUAGCAGUCUGAUGGCAGAUCAUAUCGCUCAGAGAACCAAGAGAUUCCAACCAGAUCUGAGCUUCGUUGAGGCAGAGGACUGGCGAAUACCUGAGAGUGCGAUAACAGAUACCACAUCCUUUUCUCAGGAUCGAGUGACAGAUUCGCUACCCACUUUCCUCGAACAAUUCGCCGGCGCAAGACGCAAAAAGCAGGGAAAGAAGCUCGAGAAUGCUCCCAACGAGAAAGGCGCUCCCCAUACUAUCGUCGUGGCAGGCGCAGGCUUGCGGGCAGCAGAUUUGACACGCGCAUUACGAAAGUUCCAAACCAAAGAAGCCAUGGUGGCGAAGCUCUUCGCCAAACAUAUUAAGCUCAAAGAGGCUGUAGAAACCUGCAAGAAGACGAGAAUGAACAUCGGAGUCGGCACUCCGCAGCGAAUCAUGGACUUGCUGGAUGAUGGCGCACUUUCGACGAAACAUUUGGAGCGAAUCGUGGUUGACGCGAGUCACAUCGACCAAAAGAAGAGGGGAGUGCUUGAUAUGAAGGAGCUGCAGGUACCUCUUGUCAAGCUGCUGACUCGCGAGGAUCUCAAGGAACGGUAUGGAAGUGGCGAGGGCAAAUUAGAACUGAUGUUCUACUGA